Messenger RNA from Chenopodium quinoa (quinoa), 4788 nucleotides. RefSeq lists its product as uncharacterized. Bases 818 to 4123 code for a protein of 1101 amino acids. Lineage: Eukaryota; Viridiplantae; Streptophyta; Magnoliopsida; Caryophyllales; Amaranthaceae. The record is from RefSeq and is a predicted model, not a curated record. The transcript is spliced from 8 exons.
UUACUAAUUUUUUUUAUUAACCGUUUUAAAUUUACACCUAUUAAUACUAAUAGAGUCGUUUCUUAUAUUGCACAUACACGCAUUGCGUGCGUUUCUUAGCUUGCACUCAUAUUAGUUAAAAUGACAAGAGUUUAUUCCUCAUUUAUUAGUCAAAAUGACCGUAAUACCCCUUAAUUUUUUAAUGAUCGUUUCUUAGCUUGUACUCAUAAUAGCUUGUACUUACUCCUUGUUAACUUGAAAUUUCUCUUUUUUUUUUUGUUUUUUGUUUUUUUGAAGAUAAUGUUAGGCAGGAAUAUAAUAAAUCAAAACAAACGUCCAAGACUCUGCUGGAACGGACCCAUACAAACAAAUUCCGAACAACCACGAGUAUCUGCAGGAAUAUUUUUAUCUAACAAUAAGUCUUGUGUAAGGCGAGUGUACGUUUGUAAGACAUUCAGUUUGAGGGCAGCUUUAGCUAUUUUUAUGGUAACUUUAAACCCUUAAAGGGUAACUUUUAAUUUGUCAUUGGUUUGAGUUUUAUUUUAAUGUGUAAUUUCUUAUAUAUUCAUGAUUAUAUACUAUAUAGGCUAAUAUGAUUAAUCUAAUACAUUACAAGUUUUUUUGUAAAUUAAAAUCUAUUUUUAGAAAAAUAAUAACUUUAACCUGUCUUAUAAUAAAUUAACGUACACUCACUUUUCGAAGAAUUUGUGUUUUCUCUGGAUAAAUUGGUUAAACUAUUGCAUCAACUUAAAAAAAAAAAAAUUAAAAAAAAAUAUAAAAUAUUGGAGUACAAAAUUUAGUGCGAUAAUAAUAUGCCAAUUGGGACAAAAGAGUAUAAAUGCUGAGAAAACUCGAAGACUCCCAUGUCGAUUGUCGCAGACAUCCAUGUAAAUUAGCAGCCUCAACAAUGGCGGUGCUUAAAAUACUGACUUUGCUUGCGUUAAUUUCUCUGUUAUUUUCAACAAUCCACGCCAAAUCCAACAACACUGCUAAUUUCCAAUGGCAGAUUCUCUCUUCCAAGAAUUUUUCUUCUCAGAUUCGUCUUCAUCCUCAUAUUCUCCUCUUUAUCACCGUCCCUUGGUGUGGAGAGUCUCGUUCUUUGAUGAAUGAGGUAUCUCAGAAAUUGUCUAAAGAACAAGAGACGUAUUGCUCCUUGAAGCUGAUGCUCAUAUACCGCAAUCUUGAAAAGACACUGGCUGAUUCUCUUGGUGCUGCAGAGGGAAUUACAGUUCUCUGUUAUCAUCAUGGCAUGUCUUUUAAGUAUCAGGGAAUCAACAGAGAACGAGAUAUAUUAUCCUCUGUCUUUUAUAUAAUGUCACUUGCCACUGAAGACCUUCCUCUUAAGAGAAUUGGCAAUUCCAAGGACAUGGAAAUGUUUCUUGCAUCAACCGAUAAGGCUAUAAUCCUCUUAGAAUCUUGCGGAUGGACCUCAAAGUUGCUUGUGGAUCAGACUGGCAAUGGAACUGUGCAAGGUAGUCACUUUCCAGGGGAUUUAAAUAGAGAAACUGAUCAAACCCUGGUAUCUGGAAGUCAGAAAAACCUUAAGGAUGGAGAAAAUGAUACGAACUGUGAUGUUCAACAUGUUUGUGGUGAAAGUCCCUGGGUUGGAGAAUACAGUGCUGAAAAUAGGACAGCUUCUACUGACGAGGAUAUGCAGCCUACGUCUGGAACAUCCUGCAGUUUCAAAGAAUUCAGUAAAUUUAAGUCGUUCUUCUCAAAGUUCAUGAUAUUGGCAAGAGAUAUGUAUCUUCCUCCUCAAAGACAAAGAUAUGGCUUUGUAUCAGAUAGGUCAUUGCUUUCGACUCUUGGUGCUGAAGAUUUUGAUCAAUGGUCGGUGAUCAUAUCCUAUGCUGGAUGUCUUAGUUGCUUAAGGAAAUUUAAAGAUGAAAUACAUCUUCAAAAGGCUCUUGAGAUGCAUGAUCUGCCAGUACUGGAGCUGCCAGAUGAUGGAAAAGGCCUUAGACCUGCUCUCCCUGUUGAUAAACCAUCAGUUGUACUUUUUGUAGACAGAACAUCAGACUCUGUAGAAACUAGAGAAAGUAGUCAGAAAGCUCUUCGUUUGUUCAAAGAACUUGCGUUACAGUAUUGGAAAUCACAUCCGACUGAUUGGCAAAGUAUUGAUCCAACAAAAGGAUCACUUCACACUUAUCAAGAUUCAACCAGCGUGUUUAAGAAUCAUAGGUUUCUGGUAUCACCUUCAUCUCAGAUAAAAUUGGAUGAUAAAAUGUCUAUAAUGAUAAUAGAUGAAGGACAACAGGUUACCUUUGGUAAUGAGGCCUCGCAAAGUGGCUCUUUACAUGAGAUCUUGACAUAUUUGGUUGGACAGAGAAAGCAAGCGAAAUUAAACACACUUGCAAAAGAAGCAGGUUUUCAACUGCUUUCUGAUGAAAUAGACAUAAAGAUAGCAAAUGUGUUACCUUCUCUGGAAGGUCAGGAUCAGGAUUCAUCCAUCAAGUCAGAUGUUGCCUCUGAGGAAAGUAUCAAUGACAAAAUUAAGGAUUCUACUGAUGAAGUUGCACCCCUUGCAGAUCAGGAGCAACUAUAUCAACCUAUUAAUGUUGAAGCUUCAUCUGAGUACAGUAACCAGCAAGUAUCCAUUGAUUCUGCAAUUAAAGAGUCUGGAAUUGGGGAUCCCCAUCAGUCUCCUAAUGAUCAGAAACUUGGAUCUGGCCAAGAUGUAGAUUUAGAUAUUCAACCUAAUGCAGAAAACACAGAAAUUUCAGGUCUUAGGCGUCAUUUAAGUGCCUUUACUGGUUCGUUUUUCUUUAGUGAUGGUAACUACAAAUUUCUCAGAUCUCUUACUCAAGACUCACAAGUUCCAAGAAUAGUGAUCAUUGAUCCGUUGUCCCAGCAACAUUAUGUCUUAUCUGAAGAAGCAAAUUAUGAUAUUGUAUCUCUAUCAACAUUUAUAAAAGAGUUUCUAAAUGGUAGCCUUACUCCAUUUCAACGCAGUGGACCUUUGCGAAAAUCUGUUGAAAUGCCACAGCCUCCAUUUGUCAAUCUUGAUUUUCGUGAAAAGGAUUCCAUCCCUGUUGUUACAGCUGAUACUUUUUCUGAGUUAGUUCUUGGUUCUGGUGAGUCCAAUGCUCAAGAUGCACUCAAUGCAUGGCAUAAAGAUGUGGUAGUGCUUUUCAGCAGUAGCUGGUGUGGAAUUUGUCAGAGAAUGGAAUUAAUUGUUCGUGAAGUUUACUGGGCCUUGAAAAGCUACGUAAACAUGGUUGAGUCUGAAACAAAAGGCAAAAGGCUUUUUUCUCAAGAUAACUUGAAGGAUGAUGUUUCAAAGAUGCUUGUAUUUUAUUCGAUUGAUUGCAUGGUGAAUGAAUGCAGUUGGAUCCUGAAAUCAAUGGGUCAAAAGGAAGUUUAUCCUAGUUUGCUGCUAUUUCCAGCAGAGAGGAAGACUGCUAUCGUCUAUGAUGGAAAUAUGAUGGUUACAGACAUUAUAAAAUUUAUAGCCAACCAUGGGAGUCGUUCUGACCAUCUUGCCAGACAGAAAGGAAAUUUAUGGACUGAUUUGGAAGAGAGAAAAAAUCAAGAUGAUGAAGUCAGAGUUGCAAUGAGUAGAGAUACCAAAAAAUCUUCUGAUGUCACAAAUAAAUAUUUUGGAACCAAUAUGCAGAAUGCAGAGUUACAAAAUUCAGCGAUAUUACAAAAGCCAAUCACACCAAAUCCCAUUGUCGGCUCAUUUCUAGUUGCCACUGAACACUUGGAUGAUUCAAACCUUUUCAACAAAGCCAAGAUUCUCAUUGUGGGUGCUGAACAUGGUGUAGGAUUUCAAGGUUUGAUUGUUAACAAGCCUAUCCCCAGCUGGGAUUCUUUACCUCGAUUGCGAGACGUAAAACUACUUGAAGGAGCUCUUGUUUCUUUUGGGGGCCCAGUCAUUCAACAAGAAAUGCCUCUUGUCUCCUUGGCGAGGAUUUCUUUCAACAAUCAAUACCCUCAAGUUCUACCCGGUGUCUAUCUCCUUGAUCAAUUGGAAACACUCGGCAAAAUUAAGGAUAUUGAAGCAGGAAAUCUGUCUGCUACUGACUUGUGGUUCUUUUGGGGCUACUCAGGCUGGAGUUGGGACCAACUUCUAAAUGAGAUAGCUGAAGGAUCGUGGAAGCUUCAUGAGGGAAGUGUUGAAGAUCUACAGUGGCCAAAAUGAGAGCUUAGCCUCACAAGAUGGAGAUAUGUCUUAUGUGAAAUGCCUCACCCAAGUUCUGGAGGACUUCUUUCAUUAAAUCUGAAUUCCCUUUGAUCGAAGCAUUGAGGAUGAAGUUAGAAGGCUGCAGGGGGUGGGGGACUAUUUUGCGUAACUAGGCUGCUGGCUGAUUGAUAUCUUAUGUUUGGUAAUGUAUAUGAUGUCUCCCCAACUACAUGAAAGGAUAGAAUGUUCGAAGGUUUUGAAGGAAUGAAAGAGAUGUGUCCUGCUCCACACUCCCUAUUCCAAUAUCUGUAACAUUUACCAGCAUUUCCUGUGCAAUAUGUUCUCAGUUUGUUCUAUUUUUUAUCGCCUUUAGGUUAGAGUAUUCGUUACCUAAAUAGAAAUAGGGAAGAAAACAGAAUUCAGGUUUAUGGGGGAUUCGAAAGAAGAACCUCUGCAGCAGAAUUCUCAUUUUGGUAUAGUAAUAUUUUACAGCUACUAAUAGGCUCCUAUGUUGUACUGUAUCACUGAUGCAUAUGAAUGAAGUUCACAAAAGUAACCAUUUUUCUUCUUCUGUGUUUCUCCAAACCCUUUGACGGUUGAUGAGUAGGGCCAUUGGGUGCUUUGGAAUGUCGUUGGUUGAUUGCUUACCCUUGAUUCUUAAUUUAUUUAUUAUUAUAUCUUUA